Molecule: messenger RNA, 723 nt
Organism: Aureobasidium melanogenum CBS 110374
Lineage: Eukaryota; Fungi; Ascomycota; Dothideomycetes; Dothideales; Saccotheciaceae
Exons: 2
Coding region: 1-723 (240 amino acids)
Source: RefSeq, a predicted model, not a curated record
AUGACUUCCAACUCCCAGCCUCAACCUCGGAGUGGUGCCUCAGUGCACGAAUACGGCAGAGACUUCUUAGCUUUCUCAGUUCAGCAUGGUAUACGCUGUGUACCUAUUGAUGAUGUGAUCGCUGUCGACAUCUUCCAUACCGAAGGAUCGUCGCCCGGAGUGGUGAAGAAAAUAUGGAACCUCAACGUCGCCUUUCGCUACGAUCAGGAAGAACUUGCCAGAGACAAGUAUGACCUUGUCAACUCACGCUUCCUUGCAGACAGUAUCGAUUCAACCAGAUGGGGGGCGUAUGUACAAGACCUCCACGACCGAUUGAGAAGAGGCGGCUGGCUUCAGAUGCUCGAAGCUCAUUUCCAUGUCCAAUCGCGUAGUGGAAGACCUUUGCAAUAUCUUCCAAGAUGGUGGAACAUCUAUAGUCAGGCCUUGGAAAGGCACAACAAAGAUCCAAGAGUUGGAACGGAAUUGUCGAGGUACAUGGCCAACGCCGGAUUUGUCAACAUAUCCAUGGAACCUAAGCAGCUGCCUGUCGGGGAAUGGCACCAAGACCCUCGCUUGAGGGAGAUAGGCAGGGAUAUGAAGCGGAUAGCUUUGCAAACUCUAAGGUCUUUGGGUAUAUGGCACUGUCGUCGGGCUGGAAUGCAAGAAGUCGACUUCGAAGAGCUGAUUGCUGGUUGUGAAAGGGAGAUGUCAGACACGAAUCUGCAACUCUACAUCCCAUUGUAA